AUGUUAUUAUCUUGUCCAGAACGUUACAAUCACCAAUAUUUAAGGCGAAUCUCGGAUUUUAAGGACGGAAUAAAUAUGAGCCAAGAGCAGGCUGCACUGUAUUUGUAUUGCCAACAGCAGGCUGCAGCCAGGAAUUACUGGUUGAUGUUACAGGCUUUAAACGCUACACCAUCGUUAGCAUCAGUGACGGCGGCAUCAACCGUACCCACAUUGCAACAACGUGAUAGCAAUGAAAUUAAAUGCGAUAAGUUACAUAAUACAAUAAUAUCCAGUAAAAAAUGUGCUGAAAAAGCUGCAGAAUCAAUUUUGGAUUUAAAACAAAAAGUUUGGGACACUGAUGCAUGUACACCGAAAACUGAACCAAGUAUUACUUCGUCAAAAAUUUCUGCAUUAUGUAGUUCAGAAGAAAUUCCAUCACCGUCAUCGCUUCUGUGUAGCCCAGCAUCUAGUGAUUCUGAUCGACUGUCAACAGCGAAAGAACGGGUUGAAGACGAUGAAGAAAUGGUUUAUGUGGAUGUGGAAAGUAUCGAAGAUAAAGUUGCAGCUAAGGGUCAACGAAAAGCGCAUAUAGAAUUUUAUCGAAAAUUAAAAGCACUUCGCCAGAGGGAAAAGGUUUUGGAGUGUCAGUUGUGUCACGAUAAAAUUGAAAACCGGGAGCACACUGUUCGAACACAUGUUCACAGUCAUUCUGAUACCGCUUUAUAUCGGUGCAAAAUGUGUGGUGCAGAGUCGAAAGAACAAAGUGCUAUGUUUGCGCAUACAAAUCGUUGUCACCCCAAUAAAACCAAUGUUUGCUUCGAAGAUCGUCGAGAUAUGAAUUGUUUAUCAAAUAUCUUGUUAAGAUGUUUUCCACGUGUAACACCAAAAGCUCGUGUCAGUUAUAAUGAGGUGGUUGAUCGGAUAUGGAAAAAUAUUGAGCUUAAUUCAUUGAAGCAGUUGGUUUGUGCAAUAUGUUCCAACAAUGUACAGGUGCAAAAAUCAUCAAUUUCACGUCAUGCAUAUAACCAUCCACACUACAGGUGUAAACGUUGCAAAUCGGUAUGUGCAGGUGAAGCAGGGAUUGUUGGACACUGUAAGCAACUUCAUCUGAUUGAUGAUCCAAAAGUGCAUCGAGAUUAUAAUGCGUGUACGGCUGCUGAUGUUAUGGUAUCGGUGAUUAAAAAAUGUUUUCCAGCACUUACAGAUGAUAGUACACCGUGUCUGCAGCAGCAACAGGAGCAAGAACAGCAUCAGCAACAACAACAAUAG
This is a messenger RNA of Enterobius vermicularis (human pinworm), 1248 nucleotides long. The record is from the annotation of a GenBank genome assembly. NCBI's taxonomy places the organism in Eukaryota, Metazoa, Nematoda, Chromadorea, Rhabditida, Oxyuridae.